GUCAUUCGGUGUUUAUCUGUUGAGUCUUAACUUGCCCAAGGUUACAUUUCCUUGCGUCUUAAAACAUACUGCGUUUGCGAAAUACUGAAACACAUUAGGUCAUCUGUCCUUACAUGUCUCGGAAUGGUAGUUUCCACUCCCAGUUUGUACAUCCGAGAAUCAGAGUGAGAACAGGGCUGCUGAGGCAGGAGGCCUGCUGUAGUUUGGAUCUAUUAAAAUGGGACUGAAUUUGAUAGAAGUUUGGGCGACAGUUUUACUUCUAGUUUCCACAGCUGCGGGCUCUAACAUUUGCACUUCCAGAGGAGUGAGUAACUGUAAAGAAUGUCUGUCGAUACAUCCGACCUGCGCCUGGUGCUCUCAGGAGAUCUUUGGAAAGGGAGGCUCGAGUUUGUCCCGUUGCGAUCUCAGAGACAGUCUCAUCCAGUCUGGUUGUGGCGUGAAGUUCAUUGAGUUUCCAGUUAGCAGCAUGAGGAUACUAGAGAACGUACCCCUGAGUGACAAGGCAGGGGGGUCAGAUGACAUCACUCAGAUCCAACCACAAAAAAUCCACCUGACCCUCAGGCCAGACGAUUCAAAGAAAUUCACGGUCACUGUGAAGCAAGCAGCUGAUUACCCAGUGGACCUGUACUACCUGAUGGACAUGACCAAUACCAUGAAGGACGACCUGCAGAAGCUUUAUACACUGGGCAAUGGUCUGGUCACAGCUUUACGGGGCGUCACCAGUAAUCUGCGCAUGGGAUUUGGAGCUUUUGUAGACAAACCGCUCUCACCUUACAUGUACAUUUCCCCGGCAGAAGUCAUCCAGAAUCCUUGUUAUAAGUUUCCUGAACCCUGCCCACCGCAAUUCGGCUAUCGUAACGUACUGUCUCUGACGGAGCAGGUAGAGCGCUUCACAGAGGAAGUGAAGAAACAGAAGGUGUCCAGAAACAGAGACGCCCCUGAAGGUGGAUUUGAUGCUAUCAUGCAAGCAGUAGUAUGCAAGGACAAAAUUGGAUGGAGGCCUGAUGCAUCUCAUUUGCUGAUCUUCACAAGUGAUGACAGAAGUCAUUUGGCUUUGGAUGCCAGGCUGGCUGGAAUCGUCCAGCCCCAUGAUGGAGAGUGCCACAUCAACAACUACAAUGAAUAUGACAAGUCCACUAUACUGGACUAUCCUUCACUUGGUAUGAUCACGGACAAAUUAUCUGAGAAUAACAUCAACCUCAUCUUUGCUGUAACCAAUAAUAUGGUGGAUCUUUAUCGUAACUACAGCGAGCUGAUUCCCGGCUCUGCGGUCGGAACGCUUUCCAGAGACUCUGGAAAUGUUGUGCAACUCAUUCUGGAUGCAUAUGCGAAGAUCAGAUCUAAGGUUGAGCUGGAGCUGCUGGGUGUGCCAGAUGAGUUAUCUCUGUUCAUAAACGCAACAUGUCUGGGUGGAGAGCUCAUUCCUGGCGUCAAAUCCUGCGCUGGACUCAAAAUUGGAGAUACGGUUUCAUUUAACAUUGAGGCAAAGCUUUACGGCUGCCCCAAAGAGAAGAACCGGACCUUCAUUGUGAAGCCAAUAGGUUUUAAAGACACCCUUCAGGUGACUGUGGACUUUGCUUGUGAAUGUAACUGUCAGCAGUCCUCCGUGCCCGCCAGCCCGUCCUGUCACCACGGUAACGGGACCCUGGAGUGCGGCGUGUGCCUGUGUGACCCGGGACGACUGGGCUCUCGAUGUGAGUGCUCCGAGGGCGAAUACAAACCCACCCAACAAGACAGCUGUAGCCCUGGCCCAGCAGCGCCGGUUUGUAAUGGGCGCGGAGACUGUGUGUGCGGCCAGUGUGCCUGUCGCUCGACUAAUUUCGGGAAGGUUUGGGGACCGUACUGUGAAUGUGAUGACUUCAGCUGCCUCCGUUCCAAAGGACAAAUAUGCUCAGGUAAUGGUGAGUGCAACUGUGGCACCUGCCAGUGUGUCUCUGGAUGGUCCGGGGAUAGCUGUGACUGCUCGACCCGCACAGACGGCUGCAUGGGGAGCGGAGGAAUGCUGUGUAGUGGCCGUGGCCACUGUGUGUGUGGCGUCUGUGAGUGCACACAGCCAGGAGCCUAUGGGUCCACCUGUGAGAAGUGUCCCACCUGCCCAGAUGCCUGCACCAUCAAAAAGGAGUGUGUGGAGUGUAAACAUUAUAAGAGAGGGGAUCUGUAUGAGAAGAACUGCAAUCACUUCUGCAGAGAUGACAUUGUGCCGGUGAUUGAGCUCGUCUUUCAUGAGAAGAACUCGGUGAACUGUAGCUACAAGGAUGAGGACGACUGCGUCCAGAACUUCCAGUAUUAUGAAGACGCCAGUGGAAAAUCCUUCCUCUAUCUUGUUAAAGAACCAGAGUGUCCUAAGGGUCCUGAUGUGUUGGUGGUUGCUCUUUCGGUCGCCGCUGCGAUCCUGCUGCUGGGACUGGCUACGCUCUUGGUGUGGAAGCUUCUCAUCACCAUUCACGACCAUCGUGAAUUUGCCAAAUUUGAGGAGGAGAAAGCCAAGGCUAAGUGGGAAGCGGCUAAUAAUCCGCUCUACAAAGGAGCCACCAGCACCUUCCAAAACGUAGCAUAUCGUGGCAGUUAAGAGUGACACCACCUCUGCUUCUGUCAGGCACAACUACUGAUCAUCCCAACAGCACACGGCUCAGCCAAUCACAGCUGGCUUCACCAGAACCACAACUGUGGUGACUAAUGAACCGAAUGUACCGGAAACAUGAAAAAUCUGAUCCUAAACUUUUAGAAGUGACAAUUCUAGUUAGAGUGUAAACAUGUUCAGUGACACUCAGUUACAAUUUACUAAAACUAAUUUUAAGUAAAAAUUUCCACUUAUAGCACUGUUAGUUUUACAUUUUCAUUUUCCUAAUGAUAGAACUAUUUAACAACAACAACAACAAAAGUAAAAAAAAAUAUUUUAUUCAUUCUGAAACUUGACAAGGCUGUUGUGGGACUGGUGGGACUUUAAAACUGUUCUCUUCUUACUGUACAUUCCUUUGCACGGCUGGUAUUCAUUUGCUGCAAUUUAAAAUAUUUUGAAACGUGCAUUUCCUGUGUUAUCAUUUUAUUUAAAGUCAUGUGUGUAACUUUUUCUAGUGUUAAAAUCUUUCUUGUAUCCGCUCAUUAAUAUACAGAGACAAAAAUGUCAUAUAACUCACUGUGGCUAAAACAUUCCUCUACUUGGCUAAGCAUCCCAAAGUUUGGAUGGCCAACGGGAAACCCUUCUGAAAACAGUCAUUAUUAUUGCUAUUCCAUUGAAAUAGAACCCUUGAAAUAAAUCUGAUGUUUACAAUUCUACAGUAAUUUUCUGAAAGUCAAAGUGUCUUAUUUAAAGAAUGAUUUCUGUUUGAUUCAGACUAGUUUUUAGAGCAAUUAAAGUGCUAACUUGUUGACCUGUGUAGAGUGUGUUGUGUUGAAAUACUUUUAUAUGAUCAUAAGGGGUGUGGCCAGUUAAAAAAAAAAAAAAAAGUUCUGCAACAACA
This is a messenger RNA of Carassius auratus (goldfish), 3461 nucleotides long. RefSeq names its product integrin beta 3a (gene itgb3a). Bases 218 to 2569 code for a protein of 783 amino acids. Gene Ontology annotation, biological process: cell migration; cell adhesion mediated by integrin; integrin-mediated signaling pathway. The record is from RefSeq and is a predicted model, not a curated record. Gene Ontology annotation, molecular function: fibronectin binding; fibrinogen binding; integrin binding. Gene Ontology annotation, cellular component: synapse; integrin complex; focal adhesion. NCBI's taxonomy places the organism in Eukaryota, Metazoa, Chordata, Actinopteri, Cypriniformes, Cyprinidae. The transcript has 15 exons.